Molecule: messenger RNA, 2815 nt
Organism: Quercus robur (English oak)
Lineage: Eukaryota; Viridiplantae; Streptophyta; Magnoliopsida; Fagales; Fagaceae
Product: putative protein FAR1-RELATED SEQUENCE 10
Exons: 4
Coding region: 328-2409 (693 amino acids)
Biological process (GO): regulation of DNA-templated transcription
Molecular function (GO): zinc ion binding
Source: RefSeq, a predicted model, not a curated record
AAUAAAAUGGCCCAAAUAUUUAUAAUUUUAUACCUGAUUCCUGAACCUCAGAGCCUGAUACGGUGAGGUGGGGUGAGCAGUUGAGAGUUGAGAGAGGCGGAGAGCAGAGAAUCAGAGAGAGGCUGAGGCGGUCCAGCUGGACCAGCCGUCCAGGCGGAGGAGCUUCAAGUUUGCUGCCUUGCUUGAGCCUUGAGCCUUGAGCUGUUGUCUGUUGAGCAGAUGAGAACAGUGGAGACUGGAGACUAGAGAGAGGCGGAGAGCAGAGACUAGAGAGAAAGCACCAAGCAGAAGAACAAUAGUUUUGGGACAUUUUUUUUUCCCGAUAAAAUGUCAAUGAAGCCAUCAAAUAACAUCUGGAUUCGAAGGCAACAGUGUCCAUGUGGAGAUUGGAAGUGCUAUAUCAAGUACGAAGGAGAUGAUCAGAGUUCAGUAAGCUCUCAGCUAGUAAAGAGUGAAACAACGGCUUCAUCAUCAUCAUCCUCAGAGGCAGUCUUUACUCCUUAUGUGGGUCAAAUUUUUAAAAGUGACGAUGAUGCCUUUGAAUACUAUAGCAAUUUUGCCCGGAAGAAUGGGUUUUCAAUUCGAAAAGCACGUUCAACUGAAAGCCAAAAUUUAGGGGUAUAUAGACGAGAUUUUGUUUGUUAUCGGUCAGGCUUUAAUCAACCAAGGAAAAAAGCCAAUGUGGAGCAUCCAAGGGACCGUAAAUCAGUACGAUGUGGAUGUGAUGCAAAAUUAUACUUGUCAAAGGAAAUCAUUGACAGUGUUACUCAAUGGUAUGUUUCACAAUUUAGUAAUGUCCAUAACCAUGAAUUAUUGGAAGAUGACCAAGUUCGCCUACUUCCUGCUUAUCGGAAAAUACAGGAGGCCGAUCAAGAACGCAUACUAUUACUCUCCAAAGCUGGGUUUCCUGUGAACCGGAUAGUGAAAGUGUUGGAGUUAGAAAAAGGAGUUCAACCCGGACAGUUGCCCUUCAUAGAGAAGGAUGUUAGAAAUUUUGUCCGGACUUGUAAAAAGACUGUCCAAGAAAAUGAUGCAUUGCUCAGUGAGAAAAGGGAGAAUGAUAUGAUGGAACUUGUAGAUGCUUGCAAGGCAAUGGUGGAGAGGGAUCCAGAUUUUCUUUAUGACUGUACUACAGAUGAAAAUGGUAAGGUUGAAAAUAUUGCAUGGACAUUUGGUGACUCUGUACGUGCAUAUACAGUUUUUGGUGAUGUAGUUACUUUUGACACCACAUAUCGUUCUAUUACCUAUGGAUUGCUUCUUGGAGCGUGGUUUGGUAUAGAUAGUCAUGGCAAGGCAAUAUUCUUUGGUUCUGUUUUGCUACAAGAAGAAAACUCUCAUUCAUUUGCGUGGGCUUUACAGACUUUUGUUCGAUUUAUGAGAGGAAGACGCCCACAGACUAUUCUAACUGAUAUAGAUUCUGGACUCAGAGAUGCUAUAGCAAGGGAGUUGCCAAAUACUAAACAUGUGAUUUCUAUAUCGCAUAUUCUGUCCAAAUUAUCCAGUUGGUUCUCUUUGCCUCUUGGGUCUCAGUAUGCAGAUUUUAAAGCUGAUUUUGAUAUGUUGUGUCAUCUAGAGAGUGUGGAAGAUUUUGAGCAUCAAUGGAAUCUUUUGGUUGCUCGGUUUGGACUCGUUCCUGAUAAGCAUAUUGCAUUACUAUUUUCAUAUCGAGCAUCCUGGCCACUUUCCUACAUUAGAAGUUACUUUUUGGCUCAUAUGUUGACAGCCGAGUUUUCACAAUCUUUGGACUCAUUCUUGAAAAGAAUCUUAAGUGCACAUACAUGUUUGCAAGUAUUCUUUGAGCAGGUAGGAAUUGCUGCUAACCUUCAAAAUCGACCCAGAGUAGAAAUGCAGUCUAUGCAUAUCAAGACAUGCAUGCCUAUUGAAGAACAUGCACGGAGCAUUCUCACACCUUAUGCUUUCAAUGUGUUACAACAUGAAAUUGUGCUUUCCAUGGAAUAUGCGACAACAGAAAUGGCAAAUGGAUCUUAUCUUGUGCGACACUACAAGAAAAUGGAUGGGGAGUAUCUGGUGAUUUGGAUACCAGACGGUGAGCAAAUUCACUGUUCAUGUAAGGAGUUUGAACAUUCAGGAAUGUUAUGCAGGCACUCUCUUCGAGUACUUGUGGUGAAGAACUACUUUGAACUACCAGAAAAAUAUUGUCUACAUCGUUGGCGGUUAGAAAGUUCUUUAGUUCCUAUGGAUGAUCAACAUGCUCCAAGCAGCAGCGAUGAAUGCACUCAAGCUUUUCAUUCUCUUGCAGCAACUUUAUUGACGGAGUCAUUAAUCUCCAAGGAACGUUUUAAUUAUGUUCAUAGAGAACUUACAGGACUACUUGAGCAUGUUAGAAAUAUGCCAGUGAUUGAUGAAUUUGCUUUGAAUAUAGCAGCUAACAAUGUCAGCGAAUCUUAGGUUUUGCUGAAUUAGCAAUGCUGGCCAAUGUGAGUGCUUCACUUGGGGACCUAUUUAUUCAGAGAUUUAGGGAUUUCUGGAAGAUGAAAGGAAGUCAUGAUGAAGGCAGCAAAAAGUAAUUACUGACAUUUAUAAGCUCAUCCUUUUGAUAGUUUCAAACUAAGUAGGGUCAGGGAAGUACAGAUUUUUUUUUUUCUUUUUUAAUGAGUCCCCACCAGUUUCAUUAUUUUCCCCCCUUACUGUUUUUCUUUUGAUUAUUUAUUGAAUGUUGAUAAAAUGUGUGAGGACUGAUCAUCUGUUAGUGUAAAUGUAAUUUUUAUUUUUUAUUUUUUAUUUUUUUUAAAGAGGGUGAAUUAAGAAGCUGGUGUUUCUUCUUCCUUGAAUUAAGAGUGAAAUUUUUGGUGUU